Messenger RNA from Aspergillus ochraceoroseus IBT 24754, 1272 nucleotides. RefSeq lists its product as uncharacterized. Gene Ontology annotation, biological process: protein phosphorylation. Gene Ontology annotation, cellular component: cytoplasm. The record is from RefSeq and is a predicted model, not a curated record. The transcript is spliced from 3 exons. NCBI's taxonomy places the organism in Eukaryota, Fungi, Ascomycota, Eurotiomycetes, Eurotiales, Aspergillaceae. Bases 274 to 1272 code for a protein of 332 amino acids. Gene Ontology annotation, molecular function: ATP binding; protein kinase activity.
UUAAAUGAGCAGUCAUGUAAGACGCGUGGAGAGAACUGGUGGAUACCCAGGAUAAUCUGGAAGAGGUUCAAAUUGGCAUGGGCUUCCUUUGGGAACAAUGGUGGAGUUGAAGCGGUUAUAUAGCGUUUGGAAAUUGCGUUAUAUGCAAAUGGGAGAUAGCAUACAUAACUUUAUGUAUGCCUGGGGAUUAGUAUCUAGCGAGAAUACACAACACACACAACUCUUGACGCGGUCUUCGCCAAUGCAGCAUCACUGACAACCACCGCGUUUCAAAUGGCUUUUAUGCUCUUGUCGCAGACACUGCGGCGAUUCCUGUCAGUAUGUUAUAGUCUCAAGGACUGGAUAGAGAUUGUGUUGGUUUCUCCUUUAUCUCGCCUGAUCUACAGGCCCACUUGCCACGAUAUUGAAGCGGGACUUCAAUAUGAUUGCGAAGUAAAUGAAACUGGACACGGAAAGGUUGAAACUAUUUGUAGAGAUGCUCAAGGACAAUUUAUCUCUGGUGGGCUAACUGGAAUUGUGGAACUCCUUGAUGAUGGUACUAUCCUCAAAUCACCAUUUCCUGACGCUGAAGUGGAAAACCACAUCCUGGACAUUGCCAAAGAAGCCAGUAUCUAUGAUCGCGUUGGCCCACAUGAAAGGCUGGUACGGAUAUUAGGUCACUCCAGGGAUGGCCUUAUUCUUGAGUACAUGAAAAACGGUGAUCUCAAAACAUAUAUUCAAGCUCAAAGCUCGAUUCCGAUGGGCCUGAAGUUAAAGUGGGCAUAUCAAAUUACACAAGCUGUCUCUCUCCUGCAUAGUAACGGCAUAAUCCAUUGUGAUAUUAAACCGCGAAAUUUCCUCUUGGACGCGACUCUUGAUAUCAAAAUUAUUGACUUCUCUGGCCCUUCGCUAGACGGAUCUAAACCAACCUCUGGCGAGGGAACUCGAUUCUAUCUCCCACGACAUUGGAGAGACCCACCUACCGUGGCUACAGAUCUAUUUGCACUCGGGUCGACUCUUUAUGAGGUUUUUCAAGCAACCAGCCCCUACGAGGAGAUCCCUAGCGAUCAAGUAGAAGUACUUUUCAAGAGAAAUGAGUUCCCUAAUAUUUCUGCUAUUCCAUGCGGAAAGAUUAUCAAGCAGUGUUGGUUGUCCCAAGUUGAUUCAGCCGAACAUGUGCAGGCUUUCAUCCGAGAUAUAAUUUGCAGCAAGCUCAACGCUGACUGUAUCCCUCAUCUCGAUGGUUUAGACAUUGGUCAGGGCGUCCAAAAGCGGGGUGUUACUGCCUGGUAA